This is a messenger RNA of Thecamonas trahens ATCC 50062, 7112 nucleotides long. RefSeq lists its product as uncharacterized. Gene Ontology annotation, molecular function: protein binding. NCBI's taxonomy places the organism in Eukaryota, Apusomonadida, Apusomonadidae. The coding region runs from base 1320 to 4301 and encodes 993 amino acids. The record is from RefSeq and is a predicted model, not a curated record. The transcript has 2 exons.
CUCUCCCUCCACCACCACCUCCUCCUCACCACCACCACCACUACCACCACUACCACCGGCUCACGCUUUACGUGCUAGUCCUCAUCCACGCACUCACACGCGCGCGUGGACUCUCCAGUAGUGGCGACGCGUGCGGCUAUCCAGUUUUGUAACAGGGUCGCGAUGCUGUCGUUUGGAACUCGGUCGACGAGCGUAACGCGCUCGACGUCGGCAUCGUCGGCGCAGAACUCGCUGCUAUCAGACAUGGACAACGAACUGGUAGCAAUGGGCCUUGACUCGGACAGUGCGGCGCGUAGCUCGCUGCUUGCCCGCAUUGAGACCUUUUGCUUUGACGCUCUCUUUGCCAUUGUCUCGCGGUCGUCGUCCAAGCGCCUCGUCUCUAUUCUGGUCCUCCUCAUCGAGUUUGCACAGAUCGCGACCUUUGCCUUCCACGACACCUUUGAGUGGGGCUCGUGGGCCGACGCCACCAUCCGCCCGACGCUUAACCUCCUCGCCCUGCGGGUCGUCUUUUCCUCCUUCACCGCGUUUCGCGUCGUCAACGGCUGUGUCUACGCCGCGUUACUCUUCUCUUACAUCGAUGCUGUCUACGUCGGCCUCGCCCUGCGAGACCACUCGCGGUCACGUAUCUGGCCGCUGCGGAUGCUGCGAUACGCGGUUGGCUUUGGUGUCACCGUCCUCUACAUUCCAAUCAUGUCGGUCCUCCUCACCCCGCUCGCCUGCGACUACACCGCGCCAAUGUCAGACCAGACCCUCUCUGACUACGACAUGGUGGACUGCUGGGAACCCGAGGUCAUUGCCUACAAGGUGGUCUCGGGCAUUUUUGCCAUUGCUAUGAUUCUCUCGACCUCAGCCCUCUCACUGGUCUACUUUCAGGACUCACCACAGUCGGGCCAUCUGCUUGCUCGCUCACACGCCCGCAUCGACUGCGCCAUCCAUCUCGUCAAGUCGAUCCUUCUUCUUGGCUUUGCCACUGUUCCGCAGUUCCGCUUCAUUCUGGGCAUCGUUAUGUUUAUCGCCAACUCUGGUGUUUUCGUCCUCCAAGUCUUGUUCAUGGCCAUCUACAACCUCAAGCUCCAGGUUGCCCGCACCGGCGGCUUUUGCAUCCUUGCCUGGAUCUCGGGCAUGGCGCUUGUCACCAUUCCCACCGACAACAACGACUCGGCCAACAUUGCAUUUGUCGUCACCGCUGCUCUCGCUCCAGUUUCUUUGCGCUCGGCUCGUCCGUCGGCUACCUCCGCCUCGCCCUUCUUCGCAAACGCCACGCCGCGUGCGCCGUCUCGCCCGCUGUUGCCGCCGUUGCCGACAACGAAGACGAGACGAUGCACACCAUCGACGAGGUCGGUGGCCGGCGGUUCCAGGCACCUAGAUUCUGGCUGGUCACCGAUGUCGAGCUCGUCGCCCGCUCGCACAUCCAACGCGGUGCACCCGACGCCGCCAACGCUGUCUUCCGCGCUGGCUUUGAGCAGUUUCCAGACUCGGUCUACAUUCUCCUUUGCUACGUCCGCUUCCUUGCCUCGGUCGGCAACACGGCCAUGGCGCACGCGUACCUCGACCAGUCGCUCGCGCUGCCAGCCCGCGCCGACCUGCGCUUUGUCCGCUACCGCAAGCUCCGUGAGGUCGAGCAGGCUCAGCUCGCCCACGGCCUCACCGUCGGCGCCAUGGACUUAAUCUCCUACGUCCAGUUUGAAACCAAGCUCCGGACUGCCCGCGCCCAUCACAAGGCCGCCAUCUCGGCGCUCUCAAACUUUUGGCGGACGCUCCUCCGCUCCGACCGCAACUUCCUCGCUCGCUCUGCAAAGCUCAUCGCCCGCAUCGAUGCCGCCGAGCGCUCCGCCAACGACUGCUACCGCGAGCUCAUUCUCAAGUACCCUACCGCCCCCGGCCUGCUUGUCUCGUACGCCGCCUUUCUCGACCAGGUCUCUAACAAGCCUGUCCUCGCCGACCGCUUCCUCCGCCGUGCCAAGCACGUGGCCACUAUCAACGCUGAUGACACUGGUGACGGUGGCGUAGGCCCGCACGCUACCGAGACCGAGGCUGAGCACCGUGAAGACGGUGGCGUCGGUGUCGUCAACUCGGCUGUCGACGCCAUCGUCACCCUCGGCUCGAUGGGCCAGAUCACGUCGUUCAACGCCCAGGCCCGCAAGCUCUACGGCUACACCUCGCACGCGGCUGACAAGGAAAUCCGUGGCGAGUCGUUUGCCCGUGCCCUCUUUGCCCAGCCGUACUCGGAGUGGCAUGAGGUCAUCCUCUCCUCGGCCUCGUCCAUCCCGCGAGUCUUUCUCUUGGAUGCGCUCGCCACCGACGGCUCGACGUUUCCCAUCUCCUUCUCCAUUGUCCGCAUGUCAAGCCACACCGGGCAGGCCGCAGCGUCGUCAGCCGCGUACGUCGCCGUCAUUCGCCCGCGCGCCGCCUCGGACGAACGCAUCGCUCUUUACGUCAGUCCGGCAGGCUCGGUCACCGCUUGCUCGGGCCGGCCCGAACCCAUGCUCUCGAUGAACCCGCGCCAGCUGGUCUCGUCGCCCAUGCAUACCCUCUUCCCAUCUGACACCCGCGGCAUGGCUGCACUCACCUCGUGGCUCGGCACCGACUCGGCCACCUCUGGCUCGCUCGACCCGCAUGUCCGCAUCAUCCGCCACCGCAACGGCAGGCGCCUCCCCUGCGUCAUCUCCGGUUCGUGGCUCGGUGGCUCGGGUGCUGCCUGGAUCGGCAUGCUCGUCGUCGAGCCCAUCGCCUCGUACUCGAUUGACAUCCUUGUCUCCAACGGCGGCAAGGUUAUCGCUGUCUCGGACGCCAUCGCCCGCGCCCUUUGGGGCGUCUCGGAGCUGGAGCUUCUCGGCUCGGACCUCUCGCUCGCUCUCGAUAUCCCGCCCCAGGUCUCGCCGAGUGCGCUUCCAUCCGCCAUCUCUCGCGCCACGUCGCUCCGCGCCGAUGCCAUCCUCUCCUCAUUGGAGCUCGGCCCUGCGCGCACCACCUCGCUCGCCAACUCGUGGUUCCGCAAGCCGGCUGAAGUUGCUGCCCUUCACGCCGCCGUCGCCAACUCGCGCACCGGCGACUCGGCCAGCCCUCUCCCGCUCCUUGUCGAAUCGGUGCCGGGCGCAGAGGCCGGACGCGGCAUCUGCAUCGUCCGUUCGCGCCCGCAUCCGCUCUCAGGCACCCAUGUGUAUAUGGCGGCCGUCGCUGCGCCCGAGGGUGUCGGUGGCAACUUCCGCGUCAUGUUCCUCCCGCUCACUGCGCAGGCGAAUGCAGUGACUAUCAGCACGCCCAUCCCGCCGCCGCCGCCGGUCAUUAUGUCGGCCCCCGAGCCGACGCUCGCUACAUCGGAGCCGGACUUGCACUUCCACACGCAGGAAAACAGCGAGUCACCGCGCCGCCGGAACGGGUUCUCGGUCCGCGGCUCAUCACCGGGUGCGCCACCAUCCCGCCGCGCCAGGUCGACCCUCGACCGCCCGGCCUCGGUCAUCCGCCGCCGCUCGGUCUCGCGCUCGCGUGGCGACUCGGCCGACACCAACUCGUCGAUGGUUCUCCCGCUGGAAAAGGUGACCGACACUGAGCUGCCGUGUGCGUCUCCUAGCUCGUUGCCCGCCCGCUCCCGCCGCAAGUCCACUGCCGAAGGCUCGCUCUUCUCGCUCUCCACCGCCUCGGUGGGCAUGUACGGUGGGCGGUCGCGGCGUCAUCGCGGCGGUCGCGGUGGCGAGGAUGACGACGAGACCGGCUCGAUGCUCUCAGUCCCCGAGCAGCGCAUGGUCUCUGCCGCACGUGCUCGCAUCGCCGCCCGUCGCCGAGUGGCCCAGCAAGCCGACUCGGACGUCUCGACCUCGCUCCGUGCCCUCCGCCGCUCCGCUUCGGACGACAUUACCCGCCUCUCGCGCCGAAUGUUUGGCAUCAUCGCCCUUGUUGUCGUCCUUUGCAUUGCCGUCUUUGCCAUGUCCGAGGUCCUGCUCAUCCGCGCCGAGCUCCGCCCCGAGCGCGCCCGCGAAGCCACCAUCCGCCUCCAGAAGACCGUCCGUGUCGUCUCAGACAUCCAGAGUCUGUACUUGCUUGACCGCGUCGAGGUUGUCACGGAAACAUCACCGAUGCCUGGCGCAAGUCGGACGUGUACUUGCGCGAGGUCAACCAGCUGGUCUCGGGCUCGCUGGACAACUUGGGCUACAACCCGGAGUUCGCCAUUGCCCUCGUCGAGAAGGUCCAUGCCACCGUCGACGAGCUCCUGGAGCACCACCACAUCUUGCUUGACACCAGCGGGCUCUAUGAUCCGGCCAGCAGGCUCGACAAGCUCCACUCGGGCGAUCCCCAGAUUGUGAUGUACCACUUUGAGCUCUCCGACGGCUAUCUCCACGCAUACCCGGACAUGCCGGAAGAGGAAAUGCGAGUCAUUCCGCGGGCGUACAACUUGGAAGAGGCCAUCGCCGUCUUUUGCACUGCCGCACGGUCAUACUCGGCCCAUGUGCUCGAGACCCACGGGCUGCACUCAAACACCACCGAAGCCUGGGUCGACACCAACCUUUCCGAUGCCGUCUUUGCCGACGCCGACCUUGCGCUCUUUGUCCUCUUCAACGGUGGCCAUGGCCUCCGCGUUGCGCUGGAACACGCCCUCAACCUCGAGCAGGAGACCGUCCGCACCACGCUCCUCCAGGCGCUGGCCAUCAUCUGCUCGCUCUCGGCAGCCAUGAUCGGCCUGCACCUUGUUGCCGUCUUUUUCAUUGUUAUGCCUGCCUUCCGCGCUGCCUCGCACCGCCGCCGCGCCACUAUCGCCGUCUUUCUCGCCAUUCCCAAGACCGCCGUUGCCAAGCUCAUGCGCGGCACGCACAAGCGUGAUGGGGCCGGGGCUGGCACCAACUCGGUCGCUUCGUUCGACUCGGAAGGUUCCAUGUCGUCGCGCGACGGCUCCGACCUCGGCAUCCAGCUCUCGGCGCGCGACGCAGACGGCGGCCGGUCGACCCGCUCCCAGUUGCGCUCGCAGGCCCGCCCGCCCACGCCGCCGAUCUCGCGCUCGCGGGCCCGCGCAGCUGACUUUAGCGGCCCCGAUGAUCGCGAGAUGACUGUCGCAGACCUCACAAAGACUGCGCCGGUCCCCAUGUCGAGGCCUGAAGUGACCGAGUCGACUUCGUUUACUGCUGUCUCUGCAGCGACAGUGGCGGUGCCUGACACACCGCACUCGGCCUCGUUUCUGUCGAGUUUCCACGCGGCCGACGCACUGCGGGGAUCGGCCUCGUAUCAACCGAUCUCCCGACGGCCGGCGAACCAGCCGGCGGGCUCCGCACGCCCGCCGCGCCCGUCGCGGGGCCCACUCUCUGUCGCCUCGGACGAUAAUAGUUCGCACGUCUCACAAUCGCGUUUUGCUGCCUCGAACCAAUCGGUUGACUCGGCUGAAGACGUCUUGAGCUCGGGCUCGGACCUUGCACCCCAGGCAUGCAAGCGUCGUCGUCAUCCUCCUCGUCGGCUAUGUCGUCGUCACACGAGUCCGACUCGAGCUCGGGCUCAAGCUCGAGCUAUGGCUCGGAGACCGAGCAGCAAGAAGGCGAUGAGCAGGAUAGCAGAGGCGAUGGCACUCCACUGGCCGAUCUCACUGCGCGAAGCACCGUUACUUCACACAACGGCGUGUCGGGUGGUCACAACAGUGAUGCCGACAGCGUGAGCAGUGGCGCCGAGUUUGGCGGCUCGGCCAAGUCGUCGAGCAACGGCACCGCUGUCGCUACCGAGGACGUCGAGAAGCGAGUCGGCUUCAACUCGCGUCCAACGCUUACCCACAUGGUCUCGCCGCAACAGUCGCCGAUUCUCGUCGAGGAGUCGCCGUCGGCGCACGCCUCCAGCCUGGUCGAGACCGGCGCGCCGCUCUCAGAUCGGCGCAACUCAAAGUCGAGACCGGCGCCAGCACACGACUCCGAGUCGGUCGAGUCGGCCACGCAGUCAACGCCCUCGGCAGCAAAGCACCGCAUGUCGACGCGCUCGGGCCGACGCUGGUGUGGUCUGCGCAAGGCCAAAAAGAAGUCCGAGGCCGAUGCCCAGGCCGCGGCGCGCAAGGCGCUGUUUAAGUCGAUGCAGACUGACUCUGUCGAAGUCCGCCAGCGGUGGGUCCUCGUCGGCAUGGUCGGCCUUGGUAUCAUCCUCUGCUUCUCGCUCAUCUCGCUCCUUGAGCUCCAGUUCCUCACUAACGUCGCGUCCAUCACGGCCCUCGGUGGCCUCCGCCUCCCGUUCAACGAGGACAUCCGCGCCAUGGCCAUCGAGCACGUCCUCGCCGAGUAUCCGCUGCUCCAUGACUUUGAAGAGGCCAUCCUUCCGUUUGUUUACAUGGACUUUCCUGCGCUGCAUUCUGAGAGCUUUGCCCUGGGCAACUCUGUGAAGAUUGUGCCAUCGUCCAAGUUUGAAAAGCCGCGAGAGCUACUCUCGCUCGCUCUCGAACGCAUGCGUGCCACUCAAAAGUUCAUCCUGCUGCACAAGAAGGACACGUUCAAGGUGCCAGCGCAAGACCAUCUGGAGCAGAUCGGCGCAUGCCUCCGCUAUCCGCCGGCCACCUGCCGCGACUCCAGCGACCCGCUGUUUGGCCCCACCCGCCGCGGCCUCUCCAACCUCAUCCGGCACUACGUCCAGCUCGGCCUCGACCUGGUCAUUGCCCAUCCCGAUCGCCUCGUCCCGCACGUCCAUGAGCUUGUUGUCAUCGAGGAGCUGUACCACAAAGAAAUGCUGGACGGCCUCGAGAUGAGCACCAACUCGUACGCCACCGCCAUCCACACCCGCGAGAUCUACCGCGCGCUCCCGGGCAUCGCCCUCGCCCUGCAAAUGGUCGCCUUUGCCGCAUUUGCCCUCCUGGUCCUCGCGCCCAUGACCCGCGUCCUCCACCACCACAACCGCAGAACCAUGUUCAUGCUCUCGCUCAUCCCUCACGAAGUCGUCACCUCCGUCUCGGAGAUCUCCAACUUUUUCGGCCUCGAGAACGACAUCCAUGCCAUGUAGGUGCGUAGUCAGGACGUUGUCGCGAGGAAACACACACCAAACAAAAGGCGACUUCACACGCUUGCUAUCAUGAUCAGCAUUGCCCCAGGCCUUCACCAGAGGCAACAAAGAGACCACCACCGGCCAGCAGCCCACACCGUAAAACAAAGAGCAAAGAAAAA